Molecule: messenger RNA, 2504 nt
Organism: Branchiostoma belcheri (Belcher's lancelet)
Lineage: Eukaryota; Metazoa; Chordata; Leptocardii; Amphioxiformes; Branchiostomatidae
Product: ankyrin repeat domain-containing protein 50-like
Exons: 1
Coding region: 8-2305 (765 amino acids)
Biological process (GO): signal transduction
Molecular function (GO): protein binding
Source: RefSeq, a predicted model, not a curated record
AAGCAAGAUGGCGGCCGGAGGUAACACACUGCCAGAGUUGGAAGCAGUUUUUGACAUCGUACAGUCGGACCUGGGGAAGGACUGGAUACGGCUUGCCUUAAAGCUAGGACUGAAGUACAACGUCAUAGAGGAAAUCCGCAAUAUGAGAGAGGAAAAUCUGAUGUGGCGAAAUCACACUGUGCUGGAAAAAUGGAGGCGAGUGAGUGGAAAAGAGGCCACAGUAGACAAACUGCUGACAGCUUUGAAGAGGACAGGAAGACAAGACCUUGUAGACAGGGUGGAAGAGCAACUUUGCCUCAAGAGCGUGUCUUCUUUACAGCUGGAGGAAGAGCAAGAAGUCAAGACUUCCCCAAGAGAACAAGACAAGGAAAAGAAGGAAAGCACCAAGGAAUCAAAGACACACUCAAGAGGUCAAGACAAAGAAAACAAAGAAAGUGCCAAAGAAGUCAAAUCUGCAAGAGAUCAAGACAAGGAAAACAAGAAAAGUACCAAACCAACCAUGAAGGCAAAGAAGAACGUCAAAUCUCGCCAAAGAAAAACAAGAGGUCCGUCAACUGUAAGUGCAAGACUUGGUGUGAGACGUUUAGAGUUUGCACUAAAUGCUGUACAAAGCCAACAGCUUGCUAAAGAAAUGCGUAUGAGGUGCUGCUAUAUAAAGAUUGAAGACUCUGUUAAGGAGGAACUUGUGUCAGGUGCUCAGCACUUAGAACGAAAGGCAAUGGAAGACCUUUCACAAUUCUACAAUGCUAACAAAGACUUGAGUAGGGACGCUAUUAUGAAAGUUUUCAAACAACACAAAGUUUUACGAAAAGGGCUUGACAUUGCCAAAAUGUGGCCGUCUUCAAUCUAUGUACAAAUCUUCCCAGAAACUGACGAAUGUAUCAAAGCACUGAACGAGUACCUAGACAGUGGCCAACUCACCACUGACUUACAGACAGAGUAUGAGAAAAUUGGGUUCAGUGGCCCUUUGCAGGGGGAUGUCCGGUCAAUGGAACAGCUUGAAGAGGAAGUGUCAGAGAUAGUGGAGGAAGCUAUGGACGUCUUUGUGUUGUCAGAAACGCAGGAAACAGGUGAAGACUCUGAAGAAUCUACACAAACCUACGAGGAACUGAGAGACGCCUGGAGAGAUGCGCUGUUAAGGAUAACAGCCUGGACAGGUGAUGAAGACAAGGUGAAGACCCUGCUGCAGGCAGGUGUACAGGUGAACACUGAGAACUCCGAGGGAGAAACACCACUCUGGGAUGCAGUGAAGGGCGGACAUUCUAGCAUCGUUAGACUUCUACUGCAAGAAGGGGCAGACCCUGGAGCAGGGGCAAGCACAGACAGUGGUAUGGGGCAGACUUGUCUACAGUUGGCGGCUGAGGGUGGUAAUGCCGAGGUUGUGAGCAUCCUGACAGAAGCAGGGGCGGACUUGGACAAAGCAGAUGAUGAGGGGAGAACUGCACUGUACCUUGCAGCUAAGGAAGGACAUGUUGAGAUCGUGAGCAUCUUGUCACAAGCGGGAGCUGACUUGAACAAGGCUGCUGAAAUGGGAAUGACUCCACUGUGGGUGGCAGCUGAGAGAGGACAUGCAGAGGCCGUGAGCAUCUUGACACAAGCAGGGGCAGACUUGAACAAGGCAGAUGAUGAGGGAUUUACUCCACUCUCCACGGCAGCUGAGAUGGGACAUGUAGAGGUAGUGAGCAUCUUGACACAAGCAGGAGCUGACUUGGACAAGGCAGAUGACUGGGAAAGGACUCCACUGUGGGUGGCAGCUGAGAAAGGACAUGUAGAGGUCGUGAGCAUCUUGAUACAAGCGGGGGCGGACUUGAACAAGGCAUGCAAUGGGGGACACACUCCACUGUGGGUGGCAGCUUGGAAUGGACAUGUAGAGGCCGUGAGAAUCUUGACACAAGCAGGGGCUGACUUGGGAGACAAGGCAAAUGAUGAGGGAUGGACUCCACUGCGGGUGGCAGCUGGGAAUGGACAUGCAGAGGUCGUGAGCAUCUUGGUACAAGCGGGGACCGAAUUGAACAAGGCAGACGAUACUAAUAGGACUCCGCUGUGGUGGGCAGCUGAGGAUGGACAUGCAGAGGUCGUGAGCAUCUUGAUACAAGCGGGGGCUGACUUGAACAAGGCAAACAAGGAUGAACAGACACCAUUGUGGACAGCAGCGCACCGUGGAAACAUGGAAGUUGUGAAAGCACUUAUCGAAGCAGGAGCAGACAUUUCCAAACCAGACGAAACUGGCAAGACUCCGUACCAAGUUGCCAUAGAAAGGAAACACAUUGAUGUUGCACAGGUGAUUGAGGAAGGCCAAAGUUAAGACAUGAAGGCAACUGAAAACCUGACAUUAACAGAGAAUUGUACAGUAACUAUACUAGAGUUUGAAAUGACAAUUUGACAAACAACAGGACGUAAAUAGUAUUCUUAUUUUGUUCAAAGUACGUUACAAACACACACUGUACAUAGCCAUUUACUGCAGCUAUAUAUGAGUUGAAUACUGAACUGAAUAUAUGGAUUUG